Molecule: messenger RNA, 252 nt
Organism: Acanthamoeba castellanii str. Neff
Lineage: Eukaryota; Discosea; Longamoebia; Acanthamoebidae
Exons: 2
Coding region: 1-252 (83 amino acids)
Source: RefSeq, a predicted model, not a curated record
AUGCUGCUCCACUUCCUGCUGGAGGAGCUCAAGAAGAAGAAGAUGAAGGGCGUGGACCUGCCGCAGGACGCACUCGCCGUGCAGCGCCUGCGGGACGGCGCCGAGGCGGCCAAGAAGCCCCUCGUCGACCGCAUCGUCGCGCCCUGCGAGUCGGUCCUCCAGGUGAGUCCUCCAUGCCACAGGAAGCUCGAAGAGCUGCGCGUUGUUGGUGGCUCACCGGCCGGCUUCGUGGUGCUGGUGGUCGUCGGCUGA